AAAAACGCACGCAAGAGGUAACUGGCUGCUUGCUCAUCAGUCUAUUGUACCUUUGAUCUCGAUCUGAACUUCCAGCUUCAAAAUGACCCACGACGCUGUUUGGUUCUCUCGCCCCAGAAAAUUUGGAAAGGGCGCCCGUCAAUGCCGUCUCUGCGCCCACCAAGCUGGUCUCAUCCGCAAGUACGGUCUCGACCUUUGCCGUCAGUGCUUCCGCGAAAAGUCUGCUGCCAUCGGUUUCUUCAAGAACCGGUGAUGGAUUAAUCCCUUUCUUCGCACAUAUGAUACUUGUUCCCCUAUUUUCUGUAUGCGGUCUUAGACGGAUAUGCUUUCCAAUGUUCAUCGUUCUUCCAUCCAGAGGUCGGGGGUUCAUAGCCCAAUCAUGAUAAAUUUACUUCUGCAAUGCGCCCAUCGAUUCAGAGUAAUUCAGAUGUCUGUACGAAGGAUCAUCUUGGAGCCUUGACCUCUUCGCAAGUGUAUAUACCGUUGAAUACGUUACGUCGGCCUCUAAAUCGAUGAAGAUUGAAUUUGUUACCAUUCCAAAC
Molecule: messenger RNA, 542 nt
Organism: Lentinula edodes (shiitake mushroom)
Lineage: Eukaryota; Fungi; Basidiomycota; Agaricomycetes; Agaricales; Omphalotaceae
Product: ribosomal protein S14
Exons: 3
Coding region: 83-253 (56 amino acids)
Biological process (GO): translation
Cellular component (GO): cytosolic small ribosomal subunit; ribosome
Molecular function (GO): zinc ion binding; structural constituent of ribosome
Source: RefSeq, a predicted model, not a curated record